Messenger RNA from Phycomyces blakesleeanus NRRL 1555(-), 216 nucleotides. RefSeq lists its product as hypothetical. The transcript has 2 exons. Gene Ontology annotation, biological process: protein N-linked glycosylation. Bases 1 to 216 code for a protein of 71 amino acids. Gene Ontology annotation, cellular component: membrane-bounded organelle. Lineage: Eukaryota; Fungi; Mucoromycota; Mucoromycetes; Mucorales; Phycomycetaceae. The record is from RefSeq and is a predicted model, not a curated record.
AUGAAUUCUGCACCGGUCACAGCACCAGUCCCUCCUAUUCUUUACCCUCUAUUGGCUUAUAUUAGUCUGUCCGCUGGUCUCUUGGCAACCGGCAUGUUCGUCGUCCAAGAAAAGAAUACAUUGCUUGCAAAACAAGUCCAGACUUCUCUUAUUGCAGCUCUUUUUCUCGGAUUUGGUACUAUUUUCACAUCGAUCUCUGUCGGUGUCUAUGUAUAA